UCCAUCUCUUUCAUUUUAUUUCUUUACAAACGAUGGAAAAUACACCAAACGACGAUGCGUAGAAAUCGCCACAAUGGACAAGAGCAACACGGUGAAGCUCUUCGUGGGCAACCUGGCUCUGGACACCACCCAGGAGGAGCUGUCGGCCAUCUUUGAGUCGUAUGGCCAGGUGGUCAGCUGCAGCGUUCUCCGACAGUUCGCCUUCGUACACCUACAGGGCGAGGGGGCUGCAGAGCGGGCCAUCAGUGAGCUGAACGGCAGGGAGUUCCGUGGGAGGAACCUGGUGGUGGAGGAGUCCCGGGGCAGACCUCUCCACUCCACCAAGGUGUUUGUGGGCAACCUGUCGGGCAUGUGCACCACUGAGGACCUCCAGGAGCUCUUCCAGACCUUCGGCAAAGUACUGGAGUGCGACAAGGUCAAAGCCAGGCUCUCCUCUUCUGCAGGAUACGCCUUUGUGCACAUGGAGAAUAAGGAGGAGGCUCUACAGGCCAUCGAGGCCCUCCACGGCACCUCCUUCAAGGGACGCCCGCUCUCCGUGGAGCUCUCCAAGGUACAGCCCUCUAAGCAAACCCCCACCGGGAAGAUCCCCUGUGUGAGCUGUGGGAAGCAGGGCCACUAUGCUGGGGAGUGCCCUGCAGGGAAGCCCUCUCUGGAACAGUACCAGAGCCAGGCUGCUGUGUUAGCUGCAGCCGCCGCCGCCGCAGCCGGCCUCCCACUCCAGGUCCAGCAGAGCGUCCACAACUCUGUCUACAACACCUCGACCUUUGACCCCACAUACGCGGCGCUGGCGGGCCACACCACCGGCACGAGGACGGACGGCAACCCCGUCAACCAGGCAGUGUACGGUGCCCUGGCGACGCAGGUCUACGGCGCCAACGUGGCCAAUCAGCUCUAUGGAGUCCAGGCAGCAAAUCAGGCGGCGGCGUUGACGCAGGCGGGCGCCACGCAGGUGUACGCCAGGUCCAUGAACCCCAGCCACGCCGCCCUCUACAGUCAGCUCAGUCAGAUCGCUGCCAGCCCCGCCGCUGCCUACUCCACACCCGUCUACGCGCAUGCCAUGGCCAACCACCACCACCCAGGGGCCGUCUACCUGGCAGCCCCUGGCGUAGAGAUGCCUACGACCGCUGCUGCCAUCAACCAGGCCUACGCCUUGGCACCGGCGCUCUAUGGGGGCGCCCACCAUGCCUACGGUCACAUGGGGAUGGGAGCCAUGAGCGUGUCGGCGGACCCGUCGGCGGCCAUUUUUGAGGCGGCGAGGGUGCAGCACUACUUCGCCCAGGGACAGCAGGUUCUGGCCGAGCAGCAGAAUGCGGCGGCGGCCCAAGCGGCAAAGUCCGGGGAAAGGGACCGGAGUCCCCUGAGGCGCUCGGCGGGGUCCCUGCUGCCCGACCCGGUCAUGAAGCCCUUCAUGUAUCAGAGAGCCCCCAAGCAACGCCGGCCGCUGCUCCCCACCCCCGCUGGGCGAGCUGCAGAGGAGGAAGCGGAGGCUGCGGAGGACCCCAUGACUAGAGAGCAGUACCAACAGUAUGCUGAGUACUACCAACAACAGCACCAACAGUACCAGCAGCUGCAGCAGUUACAGUACUAUGCAGAGUAUUACCAGCAGUACCAACAGUACCAGCAACUCCAGCAGUACCAGCAACUCCAACAGCUCCAGUACGCCUACCCACCUCCCAACCACCACGCCAUGGCCGCCAUCCCUGCCCACGCCAUUGCGGGCCACGCCCACCACCACGGCCAGCCCGGUCACGUCACGGCGCUGGACUCCGCCCUCAGGCCAGUGGUGCCCGCCUCCGCUAUGGUGGCCGUGCCCAGAGUGUAUGAGUCGCCGCUGCCGCCGCCACCGAACCGCAAGGAGGCCGUCCUCCGCCGAGCCCCCGAACUCUCCCUUCACACGCCUGAGCCCCCGUUCCGAUAGUCCACACCUCCCUCGCUCACACCUCCUCUGCCACCCUACCGCACACAACCCGUAUAUACCACCCUCGUACCCUUCCUUUCUCUCAGCGGCUGUGUGUAUCUGUGUGUGGAGGUAUAUAUAUAUCUGUGUGUGUCUCUGGAUGUGUAUCUGUGUGAGAAUUAGUGUUUUGUGUGUGGAGUUGGUUUGGUAUUAGUUUUUACUGUAGUCAAUGGAUAAACACCCAAGCCUCUAAACCCCAACCGUGGUCCUGAUACCACACACACAGUGCAGUGAAAAGGGGGAAAAUUAGCUCUUACCCGCCACAUACCGGUGGCUUUUUUUAGUAGGGAUUUCUAUUGCCUUUUAAAGUGUGAGAAAUGGACUGAGAACCGUCAUACAUUUUCAAUGCCUUCAAGAGUGAUGAUUUACAGUGUAAAGGCCAAAAUAUGAGGGUUCUCGAGGAUUCGUUUUUUUAGCUAAUCUCUCCACUGGUUCAACAGAAAUAUUUCUAGCUUUUAUUUUAACGAUAUGAAUGUAUUGAAACUGCACUGUGGUUUGUUGUGAAGGUCCAGGGUUGGAGGGGUCUGUGUGUCUUGCAUGCGUCGGGACUGUGGUGUGAGCGAGCGAGAGAGAUGUUGGCUUUCUGUUUCAAUGUAAUUCACACUGUCCGGUUCCCUCACUAGUGGAACCCUGGGGGACGCGAGGGCACAGACCACAGCCACACUAUUAUUUUAGAACUACAUUCUACCUACCCAGCCUCAUCCCUCCCCUCACCCCGCCGCAACCAGAACACUGAAAGACACUGCUACAUUUCUGCCCUCUUUUACUCCCAUCUAUACCUUAGCCUGGUUAAACCAGAUUGAAUGCUGUGCUCACCACUGAAACAAUGGAGGAUUCCACAUUGUCAGGUUUCACCAGGCUAUCUAUACCUACCUCUGACGAUGAGAUAGGAUUGAGAUUAGCUGGUUAGAAUAUGAAUUGUCUGCUUUCUAUCCAUCCAGUGUAUAAAUUGGUGUCAGUUGCAGGGUUUGGAUCCAUUCCAUUUGAAAUCAAAUCAGUCGAUUUACUUCCUGAAAUGGAAUGGACCCCAACCCUGGUCAGGAGUUUGGAGAAUGCCACAUUUUAGUGACAAAGAUGAUGUACUAUACUAAUAGUGUCUUGCUGCAUCAGUAUAUUUUGAGGCCUUUUGAAGUAUGUUUUAGUUUUUUUUGUAAGUGGUUGUUGGGUCGACGAGUACAUUCUAACCCCUCAGAUCAUGUAUGUAUGAACUGUUUGGUGGAUUUAUAAGCAAGUCAACGUUUUUGACUUUUUAGCUAGAGAACCAUGAGUUUCGGUGAGCUUGACGUUGUGCCCGAGCGUUGCGUGAAGUGCAUUUAGUGGAGGGAAUAGCUCCUGUUUUUGAAGUGCUUUUUUUCUAAUGGCAGUCUUAAAAAUUUAAAUAAAAUAAAAAAUCUGAGGUGGAGGGUUAACGGGUUAAGAUAACGUGACGUGAUCUUUUUUUUUUUUUUUGUGGUGCGGUGACCUUCGCACCGAUGGUAUGAUGACAGGUGGAGCAGUAUCUUUCAGUCGCCCGCCCCCGACGUGUCCGUGCACCCCCCCCCCGUUGUAAGACGACUCACUACCCCCGUACCCCACUGCCCUUUCGCCUUGUGGUUGUGGUGAUGUAGCUUUUUAUGUUGCAUAUUCUCUCUCCGUCUCUCAUAUAUACCAACGCACACACGGUUGCAUCUCCUGUGAAAUCUCGAUGGUCACAACAACAAAAAUAUUUUUUAUUCUUAUUGCUUGCCUUGUGUCUGACCAUGUUUUUUAUUUAGCCUUUUUUUUUUGUCUUAAAAAAAAUAAUAAACAAUUAAACUGG
Messenger RNA from Oncorhynchus gorbuscha (pink salmon), 3755 nucleotides. RefSeq names its product RNA-binding protein 4B-like. NCBI's taxonomy places the organism in Eukaryota, Metazoa, Chordata, Actinopteri, Salmoniformes, Salmonidae. The record is from RefSeq and is a predicted model, not a curated record. The transcript has 7 exons. Gene Ontology annotation, molecular function: mRNA binding; zinc ion binding. The coding region runs from base 74 to 1918 and encodes 614 amino acids. Gene Ontology annotation, cellular component: cytosol.